UCCUCACAUACGAAAACCUUUUCACCCCCAUCUCUCUGCCAAAACCUCGUCUUGGCAAAAACCUCUCGGCCAAAACCUCGCUCGCCCCCAUCUCUCCACCAAAACCUUCUCGGCGAAAACCUUCGUAGAAAAAAAACCUUCUUGGCGAAAACCUUCGCAGAAAAAAAACCUUCUCGGCGAAACCCUCUGCUCGGCCAAAACCUCGCCCGUCCCCAUCUCUCUGCCAAAACCUCUUCUCGGUGAAAACCUCUUCUUGGCCAAAACUUUUCUCGCCCCCAUCUCUCCGCCAAAACCUUUGCUCGACGAAAGUCUCCCCAAGAAAAGCAUGGUAGUCUCUGCUCCGUGAAAACUAAGUCUCCGCAUGGUCAGCUCCUUUGUCCGCCAAAACCAAGCCUCCACCAAAACCUAACCUCUUUCUCCCGGAAACCUCCAUCUCCUUCCAAAACCUAGCCCCCACAAAAACCUACAUCUCCGCAAAAGCCCCAUGCGUCCCGCGACCUAGCCUCCGCCACUCUUCAGCGACUUGAGGUGUUUAGGACAACCGACGCCGUUGGAAAAGGCUCUUCUCAUGCGAGCAUUGACAUACAAUGUUGACAUAAAGUGGAAGAAGGGGUGUUUGAGAUUAGCAAAUAGUAAGUGGCGUCAAUACACAACUCAUCUCACUCAGACGUUCAUUUUAAGCAAGCUUGAUAAACUCGAGGAGUUGAAUGAGCCACCUACUGGCUACGGUAUUACAAGAGAUGAUUGGAGUUCAUUUGUCAUUAGUCACAUGUCUGAAGACUUCAUUAAACUAAGUGAUCAACAAAAAGAGAGAAAAAAACAACACAUAUAUCCUCAUCGUCUUUCACGUAAAGGAUAUGCAUGCUUUGCUAAAGAAAUUGCAACUGAAUUAUGUGAUGAUGAUGACAUUAAUAGAGCUAUUAUGUCGAAAAAAAGGACGAGUUAGCAAAGGAGACUUUGAAGGAGAGGAUUUGAUCAAAAGAGUAUAAAAGAUUAGGGAGGGUAAGCUAAAAAUUGAAGGGACAGAAGAGGAUAUACUUACCAAAGCACUUGAAACUGAAGAAUAUGUUGGGCGUGUGAGGGGUAUUGGAAGUCAUAUCAAUCCAACAAUAUAUUUCAAUGUUGGUAGAACAUGGAAGAAAUAUAAUGUUGCCCGAGAUAUAAUCACUGAGCAUAAAAGGGAGUUGAUGGAGGCAAAGAAGAAAAUUUCAGAACAAGAUGCACAUAUAGAAAAACUUGAAUCAAUGGUGUAUAAAAGGGGUACAUGCGACAUUUUGAUUGAUGACAAAGGCAGUUGCUCAGUGAAGUUACAUCACAUGAAAGAAGAUGACAUGAAGAUUGAUGAUGAUGCCAUGCAGAUUUUGUCUAAAGAUGAUG
Molecule: messenger RNA, 1377 nt
Organism: Zingiber officinale
Lineage: Eukaryota; Viridiplantae; Streptophyta; Magnoliopsida; Zingiberales; Zingiberaceae
Exons: 5
Coding region: 569-946 (125 amino acids)
Source: RefSeq, a predicted model, not a curated record